Messenger RNA from Sardina pilchardus (European sardine), 3715 nucleotides. RefSeq names its product inositol 1,4,5-trisphosphate receptor interacting protein (gene itprip). The transcript has 3 exons. The coding region runs from base 283 to 1920 and encodes 545 amino acids. Lineage: Eukaryota; Metazoa; Chordata; Actinopteri; Clupeiformes; Clupeidae. The record is from RefSeq and is a predicted model, not a curated record. Gene Ontology annotation, cellular component: membrane.
GUGAGUUGACCGCGGCUCAGGAAAUGACUCAAAUGAGUAAAACAUUGCGCGAAUGCAAACCUAAAUAUCAGUCAAGAUACAGGCAUCACUGGACUUCCUCUUUUGGUGCUUUUGGUGUUGUAGAUAUAGGCUUAGCUUAACCCACCACUUUUUGAGAUGGUCUGAAAGCUCACUUGAGGACGCAAGUCCGUUUGGAACCAGGCCAGCUACAUCAACCAUGGGAAAGUUCUGUUUUUAAACAUUCUUUCACUCUUCCAUUCUUUCUACAACUCCCUUGUGAGGAUGCAGGGGGCCAUUGCUCGUUUCUGUGUGGUGGUGGCAGCUGCCAUCCUGAACCACCCGUUGCUCUUCCCCGACAACAGCACUGUGCCAGCCCCCGAACAGGAGAAUGAUCUGCUGGUUCGCAUGAAGGAACACCAGGAGAGACUGGAGGCGGAGCAGACUAGGUUGGAGCAACAGCUCUCAGCAGAGGCCCUCAGCGCUGAUCUGGAUGGCAGCUACAGCUGGUACUUCUGGAGCGCCCUCUCUCUCAUCAUCUUCUUCACCAUCGAGGUGUGCAGGCAGGAGGCAAGCCAAAUGGACAGCCAGGGCUCAGAUUCAACCAAUGAGGAUUUGGACGGCUGGUUUGGUGGAGGAGUGUCCAGAGACAGGGACUUGGUUUUAGAGAAGGGUGCCCUCGGACGCCUAUGCGAGACAUGCUUCCACGGGCCCACACACGAGAGUCGCAGGGUGCGCGAGUUUGUGGAGGGCUUCGCAGAUGAUCUACUGGAGGCUCUGAGAAGUGCAGGGGACCGCGAGGCUGACAUGGAAGUGGAGGACUUUGUGGGAGUGGGAAGCGUGUUUGAGUCCUGGGGAGUCUGCAGGCCGUUCACAUGUGACCUCAUCGUGCCCUUUGCACCGCCUGAACCCUAUUGCUACCAGUUCCAACUGUGGUGCGGGCCAUCAAGCGACCUGACCCCGGACCUGUGGCAAGGCUGUGGUCAGAUCCGUUUGGCCCGAUUGGGUGAGGGUAGCGCAGGCUGCCUGUGUGGGUCCACCAACCUAGGUGAAGACAUGCUGUGCCUGGUCCAUGCCAGGAACGACCCUUCCAAAGAUGCCGACCACUGCCUAGAGGAGCUCCUUUGCGCCAAAGGCACGACCUACCUGGCCAAAGACCAGGUCAUGAAGUGGUUCCAGAUCUCUGUGACCAAAGCGUGGGGGCGCAUCUCGCACAAGUAUGAGUUUGAGCUCACUUUCCGAAACCUGGACUCCCCUGGAGCCCUAAAGAUCCGUUUCAGGUCAGGAAAAGUUGUGCUGCUCAACCUAACCCCCGUGGUCCAGCUUGAGGACACAGACGCGUACUUCAUCUCGAAUUUCACCACGGAUGGCGAGAGCUCUUCGGACACACACUGGCAUCUCUCCUUCUCUGUGUACGAGAGGAAUUUGCUCAAGCACCUGGCCAAGAGCCUUCCUGAGAACUCCUGCCAUAUCCGGUGCCUGCAGAUUGCCUCGUUCCUUCACAAAAAGCAGACCAGCCUGACGGGCAGAUGUGCACUCACUAACUAUCACCUGAAAACUGCACUGCUGCACUUGUUGCUCGCUAAACCCCCUUCCGCAUGGGGACCUCAAAACCUGGACCAACGAUUUGGAGAUCUGUUGGGUUUACUCCAGAAAAGUAUCCAGGAAAAGAGACUCUGUCAUAUCAUCAUCGGAAACUCUUCGGUUCCAGCCGAAAUCAGAGUUCCUGAAAUAUACCGGGCGGCAGAACCAGUCAAUCUUUUCCGGCCACUGGUGCUGCAAAGGCAGCUGCACACAGGAGUGGUGGAGCAUGUCCAAGAGAUGGUCAGGAAUGCUCCGGUUCUGAUCCAGGAAUACACUCCUCAUGUUCCCAAUCCCAACGGAGAUGUUCUCCGUGGGCCACACUCAGCUCGGCAGUCAUAGUGCGGCUCACCGCAAAAGAAUGGACUGUAAUCUGAGGUUCAGUGACUCAGUUGUAAUUGCCUGAAAACAUUACAGAUUCCUAUCACAGUAACCGCCGUGGCUGGGAAGGAACUGCGAGAGCAGGGUUCUGGAUUUUGUUUGGUGGUUGGUGUACUUUUUUGUUUCGGAAAGCAGCUAUUAUCAUGACGACACCAAAGACUUAUUUCUCCUUGAGAUUACAGCAAAAAUGAGAAGGCACUGAUCACAUUCUGUUCUGCUAACUGUGUAGUGUUAUUUAAUCAUUUUUAUUGCACAUUAUUGCAUAUUACUUGAAUGCUUUUCCCAAGGUCUCAAGGUCAUUCUGUAAAUAUUGUGGCAUUCCUUGUGGAAGAAGUAAAUGGUUUCUACUGGACUCACUUAAAAUUCCUCAGCAUAUCAUUCAGGAAGACAUGCCAAUGGUACUCUGUCAGUUGUCACAAGAUAACAUUUUUAGAGAAGUGGCUACAGAACAUGGUUUCACUUUUGACCUUAUGAUUCACAGUUGAACAGGUUCCCGAACUAUUUGUUGCAUGACUUAGGUUAUGCUUUAGAGCAGGGGCAGAGAUAGGAGUUGAAGCACAUUUGUGAGUUUAGCCCAGAAAAGUUGUUUAGGGGAAGAGGUCCAGGUGCUUGUUCAUGUGUACACAGAAUAUAAGGGGGAACCAUGUAUGGAUGGGGAUAUUUCCCUGGUAAUAGUACGUACUACUUAAUAGUACUACUAUUGGUAUAAUCAUUUGCUCCAUUAAGAUAACCCUUAUUAUAAAUAUUUGGGACUUUCUUAGUUUUUAUUUUUUUAGGGUGACAGAAGCCUGGCAACGUGUCAUGACUGAAUACGAUUUCUAGGAAGUGUUAACACUAGCCCUGAACAAGAGUAGCAAUUUCAUGAAGGGUCACCAACAUUGCCUGACUGUGUUCAGAGCAUGGCGUUACAGUCACCGCACAUCUUGUUGUCUAAAGAAAAGGGAGGUAAUUGUUUUCCAAUAAAUAUGAGCAUUCUUGUGCCUCAGGCCUCUUCAUGGGCCUGAGGCACAACUUACACUCACAGGGAAGUAACGUGAAGUACUUGGUCCCACUUUAUAUCAGGUGUAGGCUAUUGCAGUAAAUAAAACAUAAUACACUGUUGUUCUUGUGUAAAUAUGAUGUUAUAAACCUAUGUAUAUAUUGUAAUAUUUUCUUAGAUAAGAAAUGCUUUUCUAAAUAGUCAUCUAAUUAAUUGUAAACCACAUAGUACCUAAGGAUAGCAAUCACCAACUAAGCCUUUUCAACCUACUGCAUGUCAGUGUCAUCACCGUUGCUGGUCUGCUGAAAUGCUCAAAAUAUCAUUCUAAAAAUGUAAUUUCAACAUCAUUUCAAUGAAUGCUUCGUGUGUCAGUUUGCUUUGGAGUGUGUGAGCUGGUCACAUGUUAAGUGACUGGACUAAUUCAGUAUUUCCUGCGUUCAACUUCACUGUAUUGAGGAUAGCUGAAAGGACUCUGAUGUCUAUCAAAACAAAAGCCACGAAGGAUCUUAUCAAUUGCUGCUCUUGAGUGUCAAUGUCAACCCAAACCCAGGUUUGGCUUCAAACCUUAUUAAUGGCAAUAUACUGUAUAUUUUGUUUAUAAAAUGGUCUACCAAGACAUGUAGUGUAGUUAUUUAGUUGUGUUUGCAUAUGAUUUCCUUUUUAAAGUACAGUACAUUUAUUUUAUUACAACAAUAAGAUGGGUAUUUGCUCUGAUGAAUAUUUGUAUUGGGGAAACUGUGUCUGUUUACAUAAAUAAAUGCACUGCUUUAACUUCAA